UCUUGCAGGGUAUUGCUAUUGAAAGUGAAAUUCUUUCUCUCUCCCCCUGUCUUUCUCUUUGUCACACAAAAGACUACAGCAGUUCAAGAUCACUGUGCAGGUGACUGGAGGCAGGGUUUGAUUACAUGUCUUGUGAAGAAACACCUUAACAACCCUCAGGCAUUUACCGACAUAUAUGUAAGAGACAAAGCUUCCCCGCUCUUACCUGCAGAUCCACCCACCAUCUCUCUUGAGUUGAGAGCCCAAACACUGCAACAAUGCCUCCUCCCGGUGUGUGUUUGAACAUCAUGGAGGCUCGCCACAGGCAAGAUGGUUAUGGGAGCCCCACCAACCCAGAGAAUUUCCUCAACCAAGACUACAAUCAGUUGAAAGAGUACUGCAUCAUCAAAGGAGUAAGGUACAUCGACGAGAUGUUUCCCCCUGACAGGACCUCCAUCGGCGAAGGGAUACUGAGCCCUUCUGACCUGGCUCGUGUGGUGUGGCUGAGACCAGCGAAAAUUUCUCCUAAUCCAUCCUUCGUACUUGAUGGGGUCUCCAGGUUUGACUUUGGUCAAGGACUACUUGGAAACUGCUGGUUUCUUGCGUCUAUCGGUGCUUUGACGUUCCAGCCUGAUAUCCUUGGGCAAGUUGUCCCUCUUGAACAAACAUUUGAUGAGAACUACUGCGGGCUGUUCCAUUUCAAGUUCUGGAGAUUUGGAAGGUGGGUGGAUGUCAUCAUUGAUGACAAGCUACCGACAAUCAAUGGGAGACUGAUCUUCGUUCACUCCAUUGACCAAAAUGAGUUCUGGCCUGCUUUGAUGGAGAAAGCAUAUGCCAAGGUGUGUGGUUCCUAUACCGACAUGAAUGCUGGAACUCCUUCUGAGGCUAUGAUGGACUUCACUGGAGGUGUUCACAUAUGUAUCGAGCUGUCAAACCCUCCUCUAAACCUGUGGGAGAUGAUGUGCAGAGCUGGCCAGUCCAAGUCUCUGAUAGGUUGUGGUACACCUCAAGGAGAGACAUCUGCCAACACUGUAUUGCCGAACGGAUUGGUCCAAGGCCAUGCCUACACUGUGACGGGUGUGAAACAGAUGAUGAGCCAAGGGAAAGUGGUAAACCUGGUGCGUUUGUGGAACCCCUGGGGAAAAGGAGAGUGGAAUGGAGACUGGAGUGAUCGGUCAUCUCUGUGGCAAACUGUGAGUGCUCAGGAUCGUAAAAUAUGCCUUUCAGUGGAUGAUGAUGGAGAGUUUUGGAUGACCCUGGAAGACUUCUGUAGGUUCUACUCGGAUCUCGACAUCUGCUGCCUGUGCCCCGACUUCCUUGAUGGAAACUCCUCUUGUCAGUGGAAGACCUCCCUGUAUGAGGGCAGAUGGGUUGCAGGAACCACUGCUGGAGGAUGCAUGAAUAACAGAGACAGUUUUUGGACUAAUCCACAGUAUCGGGUCAAGAUUGAUGGUGAAUAUUCUGAGAAAACUGGUUCGAAAAAUGUGUUGCUGUCUCUUAUGCAAAAGCCUGACAAAAGGAACCGACGCCUGGUCCAAAAUCUCCACAUUGGAUUCUCUGUGUUUGAGGUGACUGAAAAAUACAAGGAGCAGAAGGGAAAGUUCCCAGCCUCUUUCUUCAGCAGCCAAGCACCUGCCGCCCAAACUAAAACCUACAUGAAUGCACGUGAGGUGAUGGAGUUUGUUUUGCUAAAGCCUGGUGAAUACCUGAUUGUGCCAUCCAGCUUCAACCCCAAUGAGACAGCCUCCUUCAUCCUGACCAUCCACUCCAAAGCAGAGACCCAUGGCUAUGAAAACUCUGGUGACCAACAACACAAGCGAGUUCAAAAGCCCAAAAUGGUCCCAAAUGUACAAGAAGAUGAAAAUAAGAAAUCCCUUUUCCGUCAGUACUCCGACAAGUACGAAGAAGUGGAUGCCAUGCAGCUCCAGAGGCUUCUAAAUGACAGAAUCCUGAAAGGAGACUUGAAAUCUGGAGGCUUCACCAUUGAUGCAUGUCGCAGCAUGGUUGCUCUGAUGGACACAUCAAUCACCGGCAAACUGAACGACAAGGAGUUUGUUCGUUUGUGGAAAAAGGUCAUCACAUACAAGGACAUCUUCUUCCUCACUGAUGUUUCACGAACAGGAACACUGUCGCUGAGUGAGCUGAGGAAUGCAUUCGUAGCUUCAGGAAUGAUGGUCAGCGAUGACAUGCUCAAUUUGAUGGCCCUGCGCUACAGUGACUCCUCUGGACACAUGUCGCUGGAGAGCUUCAUCAGUCUCAUCCUUCGCCUGGACUGCAUGUACAAAAUCUUCAGACAACUCUCAUCUGAUGGAAAAAGCAUGAAUCUUCGCGAGGCAGAGUGGAUUUACAUUUCAAUGUACACUUAAACCAACAAGGAAGAUGGACUGCACAAUUCAUCUGGACAUACAGGAAUAGAUUUUCAAACCAAUUUUUUCUUUUUAUUUGCCAAACUGCAUGAUAAAAAAAAAGCUGUAUUAGUCUGCAAAUGAGCCAUUAUGCAGUAUGAUCUGUAACUAAAGGGCAUUUUUCUUUUAUACUUUUUAAGUGCUACAUGACAUGGUAUGAUCUUUAUUAUUUUGUGAAUGCACUGCAAAAGACAAUAAUGUGAAGUUACUGUACUUUUGGUAUUAGUAGAAUUAUAAUGUAGGCUAAUGUAGGUGUAGAAUCAUUCAAUCUCUGCUUUACAAAAUUAAGACAUUAUCCAAACACAUAUUUCAGAAUGAUAUGGGCUUAUUUUUACAAAAAAACAUGCAGAUUAUUUUCUACACUUCAAGAAAUAAAGAAAUAAUAAAUAAAUAAAUUUCUGUCAGAA
Molecule: messenger RNA, 2791 nt
Organism: Dicentrarchus labrax (European seabass)
Lineage: Eukaryota; Metazoa; Chordata; Actinopteri; Moronidae
Product: calpain-1 catalytic subunit-like
Exons: 22
Coding region: 258-2345 (695 amino acids)
Biological process (GO): proteolysis
Cellular component (GO): cytoplasm
Molecular function (GO): calcium-dependent cysteine-type endopeptidase activity
Source: RefSeq, a predicted model, not a curated record